Molecule: messenger RNA, 2402 nt
Organism: Ricinus communis (castor bean)
Lineage: Eukaryota; Viridiplantae; Streptophyta; Magnoliopsida; Malpighiales; Euphorbiaceae
Product: probable protein phosphatase 2C 74
Exons: 5
Coding region: 434-2011 (525 amino acids)
Biological process (GO): protein dephosphorylation
Molecular function (GO): protein serine/threonine phosphatase activity
Source: RefSeq, a predicted model, not a curated record
UUUUUGAGCCGACUAAAUCAAAAGGAUGGGCCGGGUCCCAAACAUAUGAACACACACGAAACCAUAACCUGAGAUGAAAGAAAAGAAUAUAAAUAUAUAUAUAUUAUGAUAUAAAUCCAACCCAACUAAAUUAGGAUAGGCUGACAGAUUCAAACCGUCCAUGAAACCAGUAUUUUGUAAACCAAGUCAACAAUUAUUAGUUUCCCCAAUUGGGUAAUCAUUGAAAAAGAAAUAAAAAGAAGAAAAAGAAGCAAAAGCAAAACCCCUCUAAACCUAAAAAAUGAAAACUUUUAUGCAUUAAUUUCCCAACACAAAACCUCCUCUCUUCCUUUGUAUGACCAUUUCUUUGGCUUUGAAUCUGUCAAUUGUUUCUUUUUUUUUUUUUUUUUAAAAUGUCUCAUCUUCAUAUGCAUUGCUUUCUCUGUUUCUUUUUAUGUCUUUUUUCUACUGCAAAUUAAUUAUUAAAUCCGUUACUUACAAUUCCUUCUUUGACCCGUUAUUCAUCUCCAUCACAGAUUUUAUUGUUUGCCCUUAUUUCUUUUCUCACCUCUUUUUCUCUCUUAUAAGCCCCUUUGAAAUCCUUUGUUUCUUCCUUAAUAUUUUUCUUUGUUUGCAUGAAUCAAACCUUCCUUUUUGUUAUUUUUCUAUCAGCAAUUCUCAUGCAACUGCGCCCACAAGAAUUUUUUCAAAAGAUAUGGUACACUUAGAAGAUCUUGUAUGGGGUUUUUCUCUUAUUUCUCUUGCCGUAUACUUGCUUCAAACCUUAAGAAAGGUCAUUGUUAUGGCUCCUUUAUGCCUUACUUCUCCUACUUCUUCUUCUCCUUCUUCUUCUUCUUCUUUUUCUUUGCCUUCUCCUCUCUCAUGGGUUAACCAGUUUGUGCUUGAACAACAACAAGAAGGUGUACAUAAUUAUUUUUUGAAAGAAACCGGCCACAGUAGUUGCGAAAGGAAACGAAAAGAUCUGAGCGAUAUAAAUUUACAAGAGGAAAACAAGAAGCUCAUUCAGGAAGAGAAAAUCGUGCAAGAAAAUAUGCACUUCGAGGCGUUCCAAAAGGGUUUGCAUGAUAAGUGCUACUCAUUAGAGGAGAGUUCUUUGAGUGUGAAAAAGGUUGGGGCUGUCAAGCUGAAGAAGAGACCUGCAAGGUUGCUUGUGCCAGAAUAUUGUCCAAAGCUAGAAUUUGGUGAGAAAGACAAGAAAUUGGAGAACAAAGAAUUUGAGGUUCAAGGAAAAGAUUUCUUUUUAGCUAGCAAGAAAGGUAGGAGAGAAGUCAUGGAAGAUGGGUAUGGAGUGAUGCUUGAUAUUCUAGGAGAUUCCAAGCAGGCAUUUUUUGCUGUGAUUGAUGGACAUGGAGGCCGUGCAGCAGCUGAUUUUGUAGCAGAAAAUUUAGGAAAGAACAUUGUAAAAGAUCUUGAAUUUGUAGGAAAGGAAGAUGAUAAUUACCAACCAGAACAAGCCAUUCGCCGCGGUUACUUGACUACAGAUAGAGAGUUUCUUAGCCAGGGUGUAAGUAGUGGAGCUUGUGCAGCUAGUGUGCUAUUGAGAGAUGGAGAAUUACAUGUAGCAAAUGUGGGUGACUGUAGAGUAGUAUUGAGUAGGAAAGGAGUAGCUGAUACAUUAACAAUUGAUCAUCGAGUUAGCAGGGAAGAUGAGCGUCUUCGCAUUCAGAAUUCUGGUGGGUUUGUGCAUUGCCGGAAUGGGAUUUGGCGAGUUCAAGGAUCACUGGCAAUUUCUAGAGCUAUUGGAGAUGUAAAUUUGAAAGAAUGGGUAAUUUCUGAGCCUGAGAUCAAAAGGGUUCCACUAACUUCUGAUUGUGAGUUCUUGAUAAUGGCUUCCGAUGGACUUUGGGAUAAGGUAAAUGAGCAAGAAGCAGUAGAUACAGUUUUAAGAGGCCGGAAUUCAGUGGAUGCAGCAUGCAAGAAGCUUGUAGAUAUGUCAUUUAGCAGAGGCAAUUUAGAUGAUAUAACUGUGAUGGUCAUAAACCUUCAAAAUUUCAUGGCAAAUGGUUCUUAAUACAGGUUUCCUUUACUAGUGUGUAUAUAUAUAUAUAUAUAUAUAUAGAAAUUUCAACCUGAUCACUUCCUGAUAAAGAAUGCAAAGAAAGAGUAACUAAUUGGAAAUGGCAAUCAUAGAAUAGGGCAGAAGUAGUUGCUUCAUUAUUCAUUGGCAAACAGCUUUUCUUUUUCUUCUUCUUCUUCUUCUUCUUCUUCUUCUUCUUUUCAAUAAUAGAUAGGAGGAAACAAUAGAUUUUUUUUCUUCUUUUUUUUCUGUUGUGAUUCUCAUGUUUUUAUCACAAUUUGAUUGUAGAGAAGAUUACUUUUUUCUUUAAAUUAUUUUAUUUGUUACAGUUCAUUAUUUUGUAAGGUUAUUUUUAUUUUUAGUUUAUUUCAUUAUUUUAUCCUUA